Halichondria panicea is the source of this 2185-nucleotide messenger RNA. Its product is annotated as histidine ammonia-lyase-like. The transcript has 17 exons. Gene Ontology annotation, molecular function: histidine ammonia-lyase activity. The record is from RefSeq and is a predicted model, not a curated record. Bases 153 to 2063 code for a protein of 636 amino acids. Gene Ontology annotation, biological process: L-histidine catabolic process. Gene Ontology annotation, cellular component: cytoplasm. NCBI's taxonomy places the organism in Eukaryota, Metazoa, Porifera, Demospongiae, Suberitida, Halichondriidae.
GGUAGCAAACAUGCUGCACAACCAGUCAGAUAGCAUUCCUUCUCAGUUAAUUGUUAGCCUUCUCUUAAUUAAAAACCGUCAAGCCUUUCUGUUUCUGUUUUUCCCAGUUGCUGGAGUCCUUACAAUUAUACAAAGAAAGCAGUCUCUGAAAGAUGCGUAUCUUUGCCAAAUUGUUGAUUGAUGGCAAAGAGACUCCAAGUUAUGUAAUACCGUGCAAGCUACUCAGCUCAACCGUAGCCGACCUCAAGCAGAGCAUUCUUGAUAGACAGUCAGAGAAAAGCCAGUCAGAGAAAAGGCAUGAUUCAUCAGAGCUUAAACUAACUCUUGCUGGAAGUGAGGCUGUUCUAUCAGACCAAGACCUGGUUCAAGAUGUCCUUCAAGAUGGAGAUGUUGUGCAACUCAGAGCUGGCUGUGGUGGUUGUGUGCACGUAAUGGACUCUACUGUUUUACCAUCGUAUGGACUGUCGCUAUGCCAAGCUCUAUCCAAUGUCAACAAAGCUGAGUGGAUAGAACUGGAUGGGAACAGUCUGUCCAUUGAAAGCCUUAUCAAAAUUGGGAAGGGUGAACUUCGUGUUAAGCUUUCCAAGGAAGCCAUUGAUGCUGUCAACAAAGCAAGACAACACGUAGACCAUAUUGUUAAGGAGCACAAAGUUGUGUAUGGCGUGACAACUGGGUUCGGGAAGUUUGCUCGAGUGGUAGUGGAGGGAGACAAACUAGUAGAGUUACAAGAGAGUUUGAUCAGAUCUCAUGCAGCUGGUGUUGGUCCUCCCCUACGCCCAGAGCAGACUAGGAGACUGCUCACCCUCAGAAUCAAUGUGCUGGCCAAGGGGUUCAGUGGGAUCAGACUAGAGACAGUUGAACAUCUCAUCAAUGCUCUCAAUGCCUCUUGUCUCUCGUACAUCCCUGAGAAAGGCACGGUGGGUGCUAGCGGUGACCUUGCCCCACUCUCACACCUGGCCCUGGGCAUGAUGGGGGAGGGCUACAUGUGGAGCCCAACCACUGGCUGGGGACUCGCCAAAGAUGUACUACACGCACACAAUCUACAACCUUUUACACUAGCUCCAAAAGAAGGUCUCUCCCUCAUCAAUGGGACCCAGUUCAUCACAGCAAUUGGAGCGGAGGCCAUCUUCAGAGCUGAACAGAUCACGCGGCAAGCUGACAUCAUAGCUGCCCUCUCACUGGAAGUGCUUCAAGGCACACCACGAGCCUUUGAUGCAGCCAUCCAUGCCAGUCGGCCCCACCCAGGACAACAGAAGGUGGCCUCAAGACUCAGGGCUCUACUGGACUCCAAUAUACAUCCUUCAGAGAUCAGACUGAGCCACAAGAACUGCGCUCGUGUUCAAGACCCCUACACGAUGCGUUGCAUCCCUCAAGUCCACGGGGUGGUCAACGACACCAUUCAGUUUGUCAAGGGCAUUCUCACCACAGAGAUGAACAGUGCACUGGAUAACCCCAUGGUGCUGGCAGACAGAGAAGAAACCAUUUCUGGAGGAAACUUCCAUGGAGAGUACCCUGCCAAGGCAAUGGACUACCUUGCGAUUGGUGUCCAUGAGCUGGCUAGCAUGAGUGAGAGGAGACAGGAGAGACUCCUCAACCCAGCGUACAGCGAGAUGCCUGCCUUCCUGGUGAAUGAGGGUGGCCUCAACUCUGGGUUUAUGAUUGCUCACUGCACCUCUGCUGCUCUUGUCUCAGAGAACAAGGUCCUCACUCAUCCCUCAUCUGUGGACUCCAUCUCCACCUCAGCCGGGACAGAGGACCAUGUCUCCAUGGGAGGGUUUGCAGCACGGAAGGCUCUCACAGUGGUAGAGCAUGUGGAGCAAGUAAUGGCCAUUGAGUUGCUGGCUGCCUGCCAGGGACUGGAAUUCCAUAGACCUAAAAAGACCACCAAACCUCUGGAGGAGGUGCACAAGCUUGUGAGGUCUGUGGUAAGGCCUUGGGACAAGGAUCGGUUCUUUGCCCCUGACAUUAAUGCUGUGACACAGCUACUCAAGGAAGGAAAGGUAUGGGAUGUUACAAGGGUCUACAUUGAAAAGUACCAGGCCGAGCUCUCAGAGCAUAUAUAGCUAGACUAAAUAAUAUGAACAACAGACUCAUGCUUGAUUGCAUAUAUAAUUAUAUCAUUGUAAUUAUUAAUCACGUAUUAUUUUCUAUGCCGCUGUUUAAAAAAUAUUAUUAUACUGCUCAA